Messenger RNA from Blastomyces gilchristii SLH14081, 1856 nucleotides. RefSeq names its product esterase/lipase. The transcript has 4 exons. The record is from RefSeq and is a predicted model, not a curated record. Bases 573 to 1319 code for a protein of 248 amino acids. Gene Ontology annotation, molecular function: hydrolase activity. NCBI's taxonomy places the organism in Eukaryota, Fungi, Ascomycota, Eurotiomycetes, Onygenales, Ajellomycetaceae.
GGCUGAAUGACUGAAUAAUGUAUCCGAGCUGGUAUUUUCAGGGGUUCUUUUUAUCUUUUAUUCUUUAUAUAUAUAUAUAUAUAUAUAUAUAUAUAUUUGCAUCUAUCACUAUGGCAGGCAAUCAAAGCGAGGGGGAAAAAAGGAAAUGAAAUGAGACCACCGCACACUAAUCCCAUGCCUGAUUGAUAAUCACUUCACUUCACAGCAGUGAUCAACAGUAUGUGGUCCAAUUCCCUUCUUGUUGAUGCAACUCUAGUUGUGCUGUAAUGCAAGUUGGUGUGGAGUCUUCGGGAUGAGGGGCAGCAGUCAAAGGGGUGUGAGAAUUUACAGCUAAUGCUGUCACUAAAAGGCGGGGCACAGUGAGUAAGUUAAUGCCGAUGUCUACCAGCUGCCUGACGGGAUUAUCCACGGGUAUCGCGUAUCAGGGCUAUUAUUAUAUACAAAACCGUCCGUUACAAGACAGACCUACACUAUAACUAGAAGCCGUAGACUUCAAUCCCAACACUUAAGACAUCUAUCUUUCUAGCUUCCUCCUCCCAUCACAUCCUGCCAUCCUAAAUACACAAGUAAACAUGGCCUCCCACCCGCCAGGCGCUUGCUGCACCCGCGGGUUCAAGCACAUGGGAAUAGCCUCGGGCGAGAUCAAGAAAAUUGGCGACAUCGACACAUACAUCUCCCACCCCCCUGCCUCCGCCACGACCACCAAGCUAGAAAAAGCCAUCAUUAUCUUCACCGACAUCCUAGGUCUAGCCGACAAUGUCAAACUCGUCGCGGACGACUUUGCCGCCCGCGGCUACCUGGUCGUGAUCCCGGACCUGUUCCACGGCAAUGCCCUGACCAUGAACCAGGUCAUGAGUGGCAUAGACAUCAUGGCCUGGCUGAAGGAUUAUACCACAGAGGCCGUCGACCCCAUUGCGGCUGCGACGAUUAAGUAUGUGCGGGAGACUUUGAGCAUCAAGAGGGUUGCGUCGGUGGGGUAUUGUUUUGGUGCGAAGUACGCUACUCGAUUCAUGAAAGAAGGCGGAGGGAUUGAUGUCGGAUACGUCGCGCAUCCAUCCUUCGUUGCGCCAGAAGAGUUGCGAGCUAUCAAGGGUCCAUAUGCCAUUUCCGCUGCCGAAACCGACACCAUCUUCCCAUCAAACCUCCGCCACGAGUCCGAGGAAAUCCUCUCAAGAGUUGGCUUCCCCUGGCAAAUCAACCUGUUCAGCGGCGUCCAGCACGGCUUCGCCGUCCGCGGUGACCUAAGUAAUAAAGAGGCCAAGUUCGCCAAGGAGCAGGCAUUUAUUCAGGCAGCUACGUGGUUUGAUGUGCAUUUGUGAGGGGGGAGGGGGAGGAAGAAAGAGAGAGAGAGAGAGAGAAAGAGAGAGAGAGAGAGAAAAAGAGAGAGAGAGAGAGAGCUAUGUGCGUCCCAGGCCCGGUAUAGAAACAAAAACGGGUGUUGUUAGUUCGGGAUUUACCGAUGAGAAUGCUUCUGUUAUAUACCAUUGCGUUAACCUGCAGAUAUUAUCGAAAUGACGGGUAGCUAGCUAUGUAGUAGCUCAGGGAAUUAAUUUCCAGACGCUACUCCCCUAUCCAAGUUCUAGUUAUAGGUCCUUCCAAUCCGUAAUCUAGUUCUCAGUUGGCUGUCCGAAGCUGGCUAGCGCCAUGUUAGGCGCUUGGGGUCCAGAUCGAGCUCGAAUCUAAUAAAACACUCAAAGUCUGUUGUAUUCUCAGACGAGCUGUUCCAAAUUUGCACAUAUGCAUAUAUAAUGUUGCCUUGUACCCUCAACGUCCACGGCGCUUUAGCCGCCCCUUCGGGGAACGAAGGUUAUGCCUCUCCUGAUAGUUAAGCGUGGCGUAAACAAGCUCACUAAGCC